AUGGGAAGGAAGGCAAACAGCAGGAGGAGGAGGGAGAAGAAGAAGAACGAAAUCAUCCCAGAAGAGAGAACACGAACAGAAGUAUCAGAACCCAAUUUCCCCGACAUUCCGGAAGAGAUCGUGGUCGACAUCCGCUCGAGAUUUCCUCUCAAAUCUCUUUUGCGAUUCACCUGCGUUUCCAAGCAAUGGCAUUCUGCGAUAUCCGACAUCCUCGCCGAAAGAAUCGGAGGGAAGAUAGCUCUCAUUGAGUCCACCUUCAGGUCAGGUAGUAGACCAUGGAACAAGAAGGGUCCAUGGUCUACGUACCCUAAAACAGUUGGUUCGUGUAAUGGGUUGUUGAUCAUGCGCGUGCAUGAUGACUUGUUCUGGUGGAAUCCCGUGACUGAGUAUUUUAAGAAGGUCCUGGCGUACGCACCUUUGGGUGAUAAUGGUUUUCGUAUUGCUUCUGGGCUUUGUUACGACUCCUCUGCCAAGGAGUAG
Molecule: messenger RNA, 480 nt
Organism: Rhododendron vialii
Lineage: Eukaryota; Viridiplantae; Streptophyta; Magnoliopsida; Ericales; Ericaceae
Exons: 1
Coding region: 1-480 (159 amino acids)
Molecular function (GO): protein binding
Source: RefSeq, a predicted model, not a curated record